Molecule: messenger RNA, 1350 nt
Organism: Lycium barbarum (goji berry)
Lineage: Eukaryota; Viridiplantae; Streptophyta; Magnoliopsida; Solanales; Solanaceae
Exons: 2
Coding region: 1-1350 (449 amino acids)
Molecular function (GO): protein dimerization activity
Source: RefSeq, a predicted model, not a curated record
AUGCAAUUUGAUCAAUUUAAGCAUGUGUAUUGGGUUCGCUUAAGUGCUUCAGUUGAUGUAGUAAGACUUCUUAUAACUCAAGGACUGGCAUUUCGAGGUCAUGAUGAAUCUAAAUCAUCACUUAGUAAGGGUAGUUUUCUUCAAAUUCUCUCAUGGUAUGCGAAAAAGUGUGAUAAAAUUCGUGAUUAUGUACUAGAACAUGCUCCUCAAAAUGAACAAAUGACUUCUCCAAUGAUCCAGAAAGAUAUUGUGAGUGCUUGUAAGAUAGAAACAAUUAAAGAUAUUCUUGAGGAAUUAAAUGGUGACUACUUUUCCUUACUAGUUGAUGAGUCUUUUGAUGUGUCACGCAAGGAGCAAAUGGCUAUUGUCUUACGAUAUAUUGAUAGAAAUGGAUUUGUGAUGGAGCGACUUCUUGACAUUGUUCAUGUUCAAGAUACUAGUGCUUUAUCUCUAAAGAGGGCAAUUGUUAAUUUACUUGCUCAACAUUCCUUGAGUCUAUCACAUGUGCGUGGAAAAUGUUACGAAGGGGCAAGCAAUAUGCAAGGAAUCACAAAUGAGCUUAAUAAAUGCUUACAAAAAAAGGAGCAAGAUUUGGCAAAUGCCAUGCUACUUGUUGAAGUAGCAAAAAGAAGGUUGCAAGCGUAUAGAGAUGAUGGAUGGAAUUCUCUUAUUGCUAAGGUAUCUUUGUUUUGUAUCAAGCACGAAUUUUUGAUACCUAACUUUGAGGAUCCAUAUGUUAGCUCUUUAAGAUCACGACGGAGACUUGGUGACAAUAAAGUCUCACAUCAUUAUCAUGUUGAAGUGUUUUGCAAUAUUAUUGAUUGGCAACUUCAAGAACUUAAAGAUCGUUUUGGCGAAGCGACGACUGAUUUGCUUCGUGGAAUUGCUUGUUUGAAUCCAAUUGAUUCAUUUUCAAGUUUUGACAUCAGAAAGAUAAUGAAAAUGGCUAAAUUAUAUCCUGAUGACUUUAAUGAAUUCAAUAUGGGCACUCUUGAGAAUCAACUUGCAAGUUACAUUAUUGAUGUUCGUGAUGUUGAUGAAAGGUUCUUAAAUCUAAAAGGACUUUGUGAUCUUUCAAAAAGAUUAGUUCAAACAAAGAAGCAUUCAAAUUAUCCUCUUGUAUUCUACUUAGUGAAACUUGCUUUGCUUCUGCCAGUUUCCACUGCAUCCGUUGAAAGAGCUUUUUCGGCAAUGAAGUUUAUCAAGAAUGACUUGCGGAGUCAAAUGAGUGAUGAUUUUUUUAGCGGUUGUUUGGUGCCUUAUCUAGAAAAAGAUGUAUUUGAUAAUGUUUCUAAUGAUGCUAUUAUUAAGACAUUUCAAGCUAUGAAAGCUCGUAGAGUACAAUUGUAA